Messenger RNA from Callithrix jacchus (white-tufted-ear marmoset), 3602 nucleotides. Lineage: Eukaryota; Metazoa; Chordata; Mammalia; Primates; Cebidae. The record is from RefSeq and is a predicted model, not a curated record.
CGGGUGCAAGGCUGGAAGGGAACACUGAGCGUCCCUCCCUCCCCGCACCUGAGCCGGAACGCAGCUUCAGGUGCGCACUGGGAGAGAGGAGCAGGCCCCCGGGCCAGGCGUGGAACCCUCAGGGCGCGCUCCCGGGGUCCCCAGGCCGCCGGCGCUGCAGGUACAUUCAAGCUGCGGUCGCAGCCCUCCCGGGGGCAGAACUUUCAGCGUGUUGAGCAAGUCUCUCCCCACGUCCUGUUUUCCGAUCCGCCUUCUCGCUCUCGGCGUCUCAGAAAGAAGGCUGUACUGCCCCCUGCCCGCCUGCUUCGAGUCCCCUCACGAGUCCCAUCCGCAACUCUCGAGGCCUCCCCGGGAGUGGAGCCCGGGCCGGGUGUGGGCAUCUUCAGGGUGAACUCACCUGUCUUUGCUCGCGCCCCUCCCGGAAUGCCCCGGGGACGCCCGUUCCGCUGCCUUUAUAGCGCUCUCAGACGGCAGCGAGACGUUUUAUUUAUGGAGCAACAGAGACACCUUGGUCGAAGGGAAAGACACACAGGCUGCGGUCUUUCUCAACUGAUCCUAUCAGGAAAGAAAUCCUACCCCUCCUGCAUUCCUUCCCUUUCCCGAACCAGGAAGGCUGAGAAUCUUACUGGAUGCCACGUAGGGGCCACCCGGAUCCUCAUUUAUCCCCAGUUACUAACCUCGCGAGCUGCGAGGUCAGGGGCGGGCCAGGCCCUGUGGGACUCCUUAAGGGAGAGUAGAGCCCGACAUAGAGGAAGAGGUCCGCGGUCUCUGGGAGUGCUGACCUUGACUCCUAGGUUGUGUGAUUCAGGGAACUCCACAGCCUGCCACAGGUGCUCUCAUCCAGAUGGAGAGGAGAAGAGAAACAGGGUCCAGGUUUCUAUAUCAAUAAACCCUUGAAUUUCUAGAAAGUUUUUUAGGAGUAUUUAAUAGGUGGAGUGUUUAAUUAGGGUUAUUUAAUCGGUGGAGGAUACAGAGCGUCCACGGUUUAUUCAGAUUUUAGCUCCAUAUUUUAUGGGUGCAUGUGUGUGUGUUUUAUUUCACAAUCCAAAUCCAGCGUCCAGGUGACCCUUUCUUACCCGCUAGACUCUUUUUUUCUUUUGUCUCAUUCUCCUGGACAAUCAGGAGUCUAGGACCACAUGGAAAUCAAGACUAGAAGAGAGAGAGGAGGAGCCGGAGCUAGCCUACCUCAUCAGUGUUUUGUCUUCCGUCGGGAUAAAUUUUGCUAAAACUAAUGCCAAAAACCUUCCUUAGCAAAAAGGAAGGGUUUGAUAAACCAGAACAUUCUCACCUGAUUAUCAGUGUUCUGAUGUAAAUACAGAAGAGGCUCCGAAAUACAGAUGUAUGUACAUCGACCUUCUGUUACCUUGAAUAUACAGACCAUGAUGAUUCUACAAGCUCCUGGAAACAGAACUGGUCACCAGAGAACCCUGAUGCAAAUCACCUGGUAUUGUAGAAAGCAUGUGCAUUUCCUGAAAGUGAAUGAGUCAACAGCUUUCAACAGAUCUUCAAGGGCUUACUUGACCCAAUGAAGUUAAGAACCACUGGAGAAGAAACCUAAAAGGAAAAUCCAGGUCAUGAACUUUGUAAUUUUUAUUCACAUAUAGAGAAGAGGGGAGGAAUCUCUUGUGUAUGUUUUAUUUAUGCAUACCAGUGGUUCUUAAAAAAGGGCUUUCUUGCCCCCUGAGGUCAAUGCCUGGAGGUGUUUUUGGUUGUCACACCUAGAAGUAUGCUAUUGGCAUCUAUCUAGUAGAGGCCAGGGAUGCUGCUAAACAUCCCGCAAUGAAGUUUGCUGUCACGCUAAGGUUUUGCAAGCAAUUUAAACUGUACAUUUAUUAAUAAAUUGCUGCAUGUACUGAAAUAUGUAUCUCUCCAUAUAUGUAUAUAUAUGUGUGUAUUUUUUCAUUAUUGUUGGAUGUAUAGCUCAACUCCACUAAACAGAGGAAAGUAUUUGUUUUAAAGUAGAUUCUGAAUAUACUCACUCUAUAUAUCCUCAUCCACACCUUCAAGAUCUGGUGAAAACACUGUCUUCCAUGAACAUUCUUCGAUGCUCUAGGUCAGAAUUAAUCCAGUCCCUUUUCUGAAUUCUCUUAAUACCUUAUCUGAUCCUGUCUUAAGUUACCUCUCUCUCACUAGCUACCUUAGUAUCCCAAUUUUGUUUACAUACAAGUCCUAUCUCUGUCACUAGACAAUCACUUCUUGAGGGCAAGCACUGUCUCCUUUCAACCAUGAUUAUCUUCUGUUUUUCGAACAGAUUUAUCUACAACCCAAAUAUACCUUUAAAAAAAUGAAAAAUUACAUAUUUGAUCUACAACUUUUUUUUCUCAGUUGAGACCAUGCUAUGGAUAUUUUUGCAAGUGAGCACAUAAGAAUUUUUUCUUAAGUUUGGAGAUGGCUAUCUAGGAUUCCAGAAUAUCAACUUGUAUUCAUAGCUCCAUGGUAACUCACCUACAUAAGUCACAACUCUUUGCUGAAUUAAGUUAGAAGGCAUUCUGUACAAAUACAAAUAUAUUCCAUAUCCCACUCUAAUAUGGAUUUCUGCUCCCUGUUACUUGCUAUUUGAACACUUUCAGUCUGGUCCAGUCAGGCCUGUGAGCCACUUUGCAUCAGAACUUGGUUUGCUGGUUCAGAAAGUGGGGUAAGGCUGGUGAAGGACAGAGGAGAAAAGACUUGAAUAGCAACAGGAGGCAAAAGAGUAACUUCCCUUGGCUAAUAGAAUUCUUUGAUAUGCGUCUUUCUGUAUAAGAGUUUGGUUCAAUAAUCACACUUAUAAGUCCUGCAUGUGUCUGGAUGAAGAUAAUUGCUUUUUUCUGUUGAAUCCUUAUUCUAUAGCAGAAAUACCUGGGGUAGAACAGAACGGUAUCUCUGUCAAGGAUUCUACAAGGGUAUAGAACCGCUUUUCUCAUAGGUAAAAGGCAGAGUGUCUGAAUUUGGCUGUUUUAAAAACAGAAGAAUAGGAGGAAAUAACAGCUUGUUCUCCCCACCCAAUUUAAUUGUGAUUUUAAACACCUCAGAUUACUCACUUGGGCUUUACAAGUCAAUCUUCACCUGCUUCACACAGAGGUGGGUGGUUCUUAACAGAUUUUAAAUAUAUUCAGGACUUCUUUCCAAAGAGAUAGACGCAUCACUUAAAAAUAAAUGUCAGACAACAUUAUUGUUACUUUACAGUACUUAUUUAGCAGUUAAUACUUAUUUAAAAGGCAUUUCUUAUUUAUCAUUUAGGUAUUUGCAGUGUAAGACAAAUCUCUUAUUUGAUUAUGCAUUCACCUGUUCAUUUAUUUAUUUGUUCAUUCAUUCAUUGAUUCAAGGAUUUAUUAGGAAAUUAUUUGUGCUGGCCAUGGGUACAAUGAUGAGCAAAAGCUUGUAUCCUAGCCUCAUAUUUGUGGGUGCAGUAGACAUUCAUCAAAUGGUCACAAAAUGCAGAUCUUAUUUCACUGAUUAUAAAAUACAGAUUUUUCACAUUCUAUCAGGAUUCAUGUUACAAUUGAUCUACUAUAUAUUACAGUUUAAUUGGUAGCAUAUUUUGUGAUUCAUAAAAUAAUUAUGUUUUACAAUAGCAUUCUAGAAUUAAUAAAAUAUAGAUAUUUACGUAAAUUUAUAAUAUA